This is a messenger RNA of Onychostoma macrolepis, 3899 nucleotides long. RefSeq names its product tumor necrosis factor receptor superfamily member 14-like. Gene Ontology annotation, molecular function: transmembrane signaling receptor activity; protein binding. The record is from RefSeq and is a predicted model, not a curated record. Gene Ontology annotation, cellular component: external side of plasma membrane; membrane. The transcript has 9 exons. The coding region runs from base 1542 to 2264 and encodes 240 amino acids. Lineage: Eukaryota; Metazoa; Chordata; Actinopteri; Cypriniformes; Cyprinidae. Gene Ontology annotation, biological process: negative regulation of alpha-beta T cell proliferation; positive regulation of cytokine production involved in immune response; apoptotic process.
CAAUGCAUUAGUUUUAAAGCAAUAAUUCCUCAGAGGUAGAUAAGGCUCCCUAGAAUUCAGCAUAUUUCCUUCUUAAUUUUAAAAUUAAACUGAUAAAACCUUUUUAGUAACACUUAAGAAUGUUUUCAUUAGUGAACAGUAUUAGAAUAACGGAUCAGCUAACAUGAAUUAAAAAUGCAAAAAGUUACAGUACAGUAUUUAUUAAGCUAAAAAAAAAAAAGUAAUGUAUUGUUUGCUAGUUCGAUGUGCAUAAACGUUUACAAAUAUAACCUUUCAUUGAGCGUAAGUAAUAAAAUAAAAGACAUUAUUAAUAAGCCCGUUAUCAGGUCUUUCCAACAGCAAAAAUGACUGUAAAUCAAGACAGUGCACUAACACAAUGAAUGGAAGAAAAGCGCAACACGCAAAAUGGCAGAAUAUGUCCGUCUUCUAAAUAAAAAGGCCAAUCAUCGCUUUACGCAGCUAGAGGCUCCAUUUGCCCGAGAGACGCACUUUGGCUGAGCUGCCCUGAAGCUUAACACCCUUCAGCAUAAGACACCACAUCUUUAAGACAAAGGAUGUAGGAUUUUGGUACAGAUUUAAAAUACGUUACUAAAAUUUGAGUGUUGGCAAGCUUUUUAUAAAUUUUAAACGAUCUGUAACAUCCCCACCUCAAAUAAAUUGCUGCCAUCACUCCCUGACAGGAUUUCCACAUUCAUUGCAAUUAAGGCCUUCCAGUGAAAUAACUUACCUUGAAAGAGAAUUUGCAAUAAACGCAGUCUACAGAAUAACGAGUAUUUUCUUUAUCAUAAAAUUUAAAAGAUAGCUCAGCCAGAGAGCAUUUUAACGUUUUGUACUCCCUUCCCCACCUCAAAUUAGUUGGCGCCACAAACGCAUUCAGGCUGUAGAGUAUGUACUCUUUUAGCGCUCGUUAAGUAAGUACUUAUUGAAGAAAGUAUGUGGUUUCGGCCGCAGCCCGACAACAUCUCGUUUUGACAUCUCGCGUGGUUCUGUGUGAUUUGGACAACUUCCAGUUACGCCCCUCUCUUGCAGUCCGCAGACAGACCCUUCUCCCUCCUCACGCAGACUCGGGCUCAGUUUGAACGGGCUCACUAAAAAUUAUUUUGUUUGUAAAAAGUAUUUUGCAGAUAUCUCCCCCAAAACGGGAAAAGGUUAAAUCAGCUCAAGUUGGAGACGGCUGACAGGAGGAGCCUGUUUCUUCCCCGAAUACACCUGAUUACUCGGUUUACUCAAGAGGAGUCGAGCCGAGUGUGAAGAGGAAGAAGUGUUUGUUGGAGUCUCUGCCACAGCAUCUUCUAAAGCCUCCAUCAAACUGAUCAUCUGAAGACAGAGAACCAGCCAUCAGGAUCUGAAACAGCCCUUAUAUUCAUAUAAACACAGACCUGAAGUCCCUCUCAGUGGACAGGAAUGCCGAGUACUGGAUCUAAUUCAUUAUUUAAUGUGAAGUUGUGAAGAAAAGAAAUCGAUUCAUGAAAUCUGAGGAAGAAACAUUUUUAUUUACUUUCAAAUUGACUGAAUAAUCCUCGCUUGCACUUUAUUUGGACAUGUUGUUGUUAAGGACCUUUAUAUCCACUGUUGCUAUCACCAUUGCUGCUAAUUUGGGACUAUGUUUCUGUGGAUGUGCCCGUGCUGAAUAUGAGAUCGAUGGAGAAUGUUGCCCCAUGUGUGCCCCCGGAAACCAUGUUAAUUGGCAUUGUACUCUGGAUUCCAAUACAACAUGUGCUCCUUGUCCUACAUCAACUUACAUAGAUGAACCCAACGGACUUAUGACAUGUUUUCGCUGCACUGUGUGUGAUCCAGUCUAUCGACUAAAAGUGCGCAAGGACUGCACGCACUCUGCAGAUACUACUUGUGAGCCACAGGAAGGAUUCCAUUGUAUUAAACUAAAUAAAGACUCUUGUGCAUUAGCAGUGGAGCACUCCGCAUGUAACCCUGGACAAUAUAUUAAACAAACAGGAAGAGCAUUUAGUGAUACCGUAUGUGCUGACUGCACUGAUGGAACUUAUUCAGAUGGCUCUCUAAUGGCCUGCCUGCCACAUUCAAAAUGUGAGACUAUGGGACUUACAGAAAUAAAAGCAGGAACAACAUCCUCUGAUGCUGAAUGUGAGAAAGUGACUUCAGUUGGUCUCAUAGCUGGAGUCACAGCUGCAGUUCUUAUAGCUGUAAUUGUGGCAUCAUUAUCAUGCUUUAUAUACAGAAAACGUAAAGCAUGGGGCCCUAACGAACGAGUCUGGCACAUACCACAACAAGCAACUGACGAUCCAUAAUCAAAGUGGCACGGUUUGGACCGACAGUAUUAACAGAUGCCAUCUUUAUUUUGUAGCUCAACCGUCACGGAAUGGAACGCACAGGAUUGUGGGAUAUCAAAGGCAGCGAAGGAUACAUCUAUGCUGCCUUCAAAAUUCAAUCAGAAGAAGGUACCUCAGGAGACAAGAAGUGAAGCAGAAUUUGGAUUCGGACGUGCCUUGAUGCCUUCCUGCCUUGGAAUGCUUUCGGACGCAGCCGAUGUUUCCCCAUUCAAAGAGAUCGGAGCUGUGCUUGCAUGCCCGAGCCUUUCAAAGAUGGCCGCCGACUGACAUGACUUGUCUUAAAGAGACUUUGGGUGUAACUUACCGAAGCUAAAGGUAAAAACAUCCAAAAUGCAAUAUUACUUAUGUAAAGCAUAACUUACCAAAUUUUUAAACAUUAAAAUUAUGAAUGUCUGUAAAGUUGCUUUGAAACUAUGUAUGCUGUUUAUAAAUCAAAUUGACUUGAUCUCACAUUAUUGGGGUUGUCUUCAAAACACACACACACACACACACAGGUAUGAUAAAUGUGAUAGUAAUAUUGGGGUUGGGUGAAGUGUGAGUGACAAUUAUUAUUAUAUAAUAUUAUUGUCAUUGUUAAUAUCGUAGGCACUGUGCUCAUCCACCCUCACACCCGGAAGAAAACACACUAGCGAUCCAGCCGAGUCCUUGUCUGUCCAAGCUGGAAUGUGCCCAGACACUAUUUACAAUUUAUGAGACUGAAAUUUCAUUACCAAUUAUAAAUAUGCCUACUAUGUAGUAGCACAUAGCAAACAGAAACAAAUAAAUACAUAAAGUUAUUUAAAAAAAAAAAAAAAAGAAUAAACUAAUAGCUAUACAAAUAUAAAUAGUUAUCACGACAGGGUCAUCCCUGUUAUUUCUGCCUUUUGGCCAUCAUAAAAUAUAGAAAAUCAAACUGUUUUUAAAAAAGAUUUUUGUGUAGUCAUGAGAGGGUCACUGCAAAUUUAAUACUUAAAUAUUUUUCAAAAUUGAAAUAUACUGUAUAUAAGUGUUGUAUUAUCAUGAAUUAUGGUGGUUCAAAAUGCUCAGAAAUGUCUCAAAUUAUUAUUAUUCUUUUUUUUAAAAAUCAACUUCGAUGUGUUUUGUUGGGGACACAAAAGGCACCGAAUCCCAAGAAUGACCUGACCAUGAAAUGUUACCUUGAGGGUAAUUUCCAAAUUAGUCAAAUGGUAGGCCUAUAUUGUACCAAACUACUUGGUUGUUGAAUAUAUUUAAUAUUGUCUAGCUGCAUUUAACAUUUUUGCAAACUGCGAGUACAAUAAUUACAACUUUUCAAAUUUUGUGUUUAUGCUUUUGGAAAUGGAUCUUUUCUGUCUAAUCAGGCCUAUUUUUUUUCAUUUUAUUCUCAUUUUGACCACAAAGUAUGUGCUUUCUGCAAAUGUAGGCUAAUUGUGCAAGUGUAAUUGAUUAGUUUGUUUUUUAUAUUAUUCAUAUCGGAGUUGUGACUGCGGACGUUUCAGGAAUGUGUAAUAUUGUAUAAGUAACCAGUACAGCUGGUGAAAAUAUUCACAAUCAGUGCGUUUUGUUUGUUUUGUUUGUUUGUUUAUUUGACAAAAAAAGUAGUGAAUACACUCAAUUCGUCAAGGAUAACACAAU